This is a messenger RNA of Salvia miltiorrhiza (redroot sage), 654 nucleotides long. Its product is annotated as 10 kDa chaperonin, mitochondrial-like. The transcript is spliced from 3 exons. The record is from RefSeq and is a predicted model, not a curated record. Gene Ontology annotation, cellular component: mitochondrial matrix. NCBI's taxonomy places the organism in Eukaryota, Viridiplantae, Streptophyta, Magnoliopsida, Lamiales, Lamiaceae. Gene Ontology annotation, molecular function: metal ion binding; protein-folding chaperone binding; ATP binding. The coding region runs from base 218 to 514 and encodes 98 amino acids.
UGGUCGAUUUGAUUUGAGGAUGAGGGCAUAAUCUUGCUUCAAAAUCUGACGACACAACCCUAAAACCUCCUUGUAAAACCCUAAGCCUUUGCCCCUUUGUACGCCUAGAACCUUCUACCACCAUCCUUGAACUAAUGUAACUAUUUAUUAGCCAAUUCCACAUUAGCACAAGCACAGCUUCACACUUUCUCGCAGCUGCAAAUACAGUUUCUCUGCAAUGGCGGCGAGGCGUCUGAUUCCAACUCUCAAUAGAGUUCUCGUGGAGAAAAUCAUCCCGCCGUCCAAAACCACCGCCGGAAUUCUCCUCCCAGAAAAAUCAUCCAAGUUGAACUCUGGUAAAGUAGUUGCAGUUGGACCUGGGCUGCGCGACAAAGCAGGGAAUAAUAUCCCAGCUGCUGUCAAAGAAGGCGACACAGUUCUCUUGCCGGAAUAUGGUGGAACCCAAGUGAAAUUGGGCGAAAAAGAGUAUCAUUUGUACAGAGAUGAAGAUAUAUUGGGCACUUUGCAUGACUGAUUGGAGAUUUUGCUCUUCCCUAUUGUCAAUUGAGAGUUGUGAUAUGGCUGAGUCUAGUUGCUGCUGCUGUCUUUUCAGUUGUCCAACUCAUUGAGAUUGUUGCUGCUAUCUAUUUUGAAAUCAAAUGAUAUUUCAUUUCA